This is a messenger RNA of Dermacentor albipictus, 2308 nucleotides long. RefSeq names its product nose resistant to fluoxetine protein 6-like. The record is from RefSeq and is a predicted model, not a curated record. Gene Ontology annotation, molecular function: acyltransferase activity, transferring groups other than amino-acyl groups. NCBI's taxonomy places the organism in Eukaryota, Metazoa, Arthropoda, Arachnida, Ixodida, Ixodidae.
ACUGGCACAAGGGACACGUUUGGCGUUGCUGGAGCAGCCUCACUACACGAGAGCGUUCCUCUGUGUCUGCAUCCAUGAGUCUCAUUUUCCAGGCUGCCUGCUUCGUGACCGUCUGUGUCCAAUGGCUGACUUCGUCGCCACUGGAAUUCACCACAGGGGAGUGGAAUCAAUCGACGACCGUGAGUCCGACUACAACAGCGCUGCCGAAGUCAACGACGAGAAACUUGAACGCUGACUUGGAAGGCGCAUUCAAUGCUCUUGAACCAAGACUCAGGCCCCUUCUCAAGUACAUCCACAAGCACCCGAUGGUCAGGACUGACUGCAAGCUGGGUCUUCUGAAGACGACGCUCGCGCUGAGAAAAGGCGAGAUGUGGGCGUUCAAACUGAUCACAGCAACAGGAUUCAUGCCCAACGGCGUUUACGAAGGUGGCUUCGCCAACUUCGGCAGUCAGGACCAGUGUCUCAGCGUGGAGGCUGACUCGGGCAUUCGGGGCAGGUACUGCACCCUCUUUUGGAGACCUCCGACCGAAGUUUCGCUGGCUGCAUUCACUAAAGAAGAAUUACGACAACACCCGAGACUGGACAUCCGACUGUGGCUGAACAACACACGAGAGCGCUUUCACAUUGGCAGCCGAUCGGGCAUCUGCAUCCCUUCGGUGUGUCAGCAGAAGGAAAUGAAUCACAUUGUUUCGGGCGUGGCUUCGGCGUAUGGUGCGGAGGCAUCCUUGCGGUACUGCCGAGUCAAAGAAACCGUCCGCCUGAAGACGCUAGAAGUUGGCAUCAUCUCAUUUUUUGGUGCUGUGCUUAUCGUGAUCAUCUUGAGCACGUGCGCUGACCUGUUGCUCACGCAAUACGAAAGAAAUCAUACCAAGAAACGGCUGGCGGGGCCCUGGAAGAAACUCGUGGUUGCCUACUCCGCAGUUUCAAAUACGAGGAAGCUCCUCGACGUUAGCGACAAGGGUGGAGACAGUCAGAGACUCAGGUUUCUCCACGGCAUGAAGUUCCUGAGUGCACUGUGGGUGAUCCUCUCCCAUGCUUAUUACUGCGUUCAUGCAGACGCCAUCGAUUCAGUGUUCAGAGCAGUGGAACUGACGGAAUCGCUUCGUUUUCAAGUGGUUGCGAACGGAUUCGUCUGUGUGUCUACAUUCAUCUUCGUCAGUGGGUUUCUCCUGGGUUAUACGCUUUUACAGAGACGUGACUCACUGCGGAAGAAGAACGCCUUCGUCCAGAUCAUAAUAAUCAUUGUUCGUCGCUACUUAAGGACGACGGUACCUGCUAUGGUGGUUGUUUUAGCGUUCUUUCUGUUACCAAAGUUAGCCCGCGGGCCACUGGCUGAAGAGCAUUUCUCGAAAUACUACAACGGCUGCUCAAAAAACUGGUGGACAGUGCUUCUUCACAUCAACAACUUCAACAAGUACGAAGAUAUAUGCUUGGACCACUACUGGUACAUCAGCGUGGACAUGCAGAUCUUCGUGGUGGCGUCUGCCGUGUGCGUGUUGAUGACAAGGCAUAUCAAAGUUGGGGGAAUCAUACUUGUGUUGCUGAGCAUAGCAGGAUCGGGAAUCGUGAUGGUGCAGACGUUCUACUACAACUAUCAACCAAUAAUACUCUUUUGGAAUCCCGACACGGAUAAAUCGACGGAAACGGGCGAAAUGGUGUAUUCGUUGCCCUUCGUUCACUUCGGAUCUUUUGUCAUCGGGAUCUUCUGUGGUUUAUGCACGUUGCGCAGUGAUCGGUGGCGUCCAAGUAAGUGUUCUCGGUGCCUGCUGUGGGCGCUGUCACUGUGCUGCACUACCGUGGUGGUGUUCGCCUCGUGGCCCUGGAACAACCUGAAUCUGCCGUCGAGGGGCGUGGCGGCGCUCUACGCGGCCCUGCACAAGAACGCCUGGGCGCUGUCCCUCGGGUGGAUCACCUACGCGUGUGCCACGGGACAAGCAGGCCCGGUGAACACGUUCUUGUCGUGGCGAGGAUUCGUGGUGCCCAGCCGACUGACUUACUCCGUCUACCUCAUCCACUACCUCGUCUACUUGGCGCGCGUGGGCGUGAUCACUGUGCCCAUGCAGCUCCACGAAUUCCUACAGUUCAAGGACUUCCUGGGCGUGUCUGCGAUCAGCUACCUCUGGGCCUACGUGCUCUACUUGGCAGCCGAAGCGCCCGUGGCGAACCUCGAGAAGAUGCUGCUCGGCCGGCGGGCAGCCUCGGACGACGACCGCACCGCCGCGAGUGAUGCACAGAAGAAAGCAGGCGUCACCUCGAGCUGUGCCGCCACGUGCGAGCAACAGAGCAAGCUCUAAUACAACUCUUUUUG